AUGGGUUUAACCAGAAAUAGGCCGGUGUCUACCACAGUCAUGGUUGUGGGGACCGUUGAUACAUUGUUGGAUAGUGUGAAAUGGGAUGACAAAGGCUUGGCGGUGGCAAUUGCUCAAAAUGUUGACACAGGAGCUAUCCUAAUGCAAGGCUUUGUUAACAGGGAUGCACUUGCGACCACCAUUUCCUCCCGGAAGGCAACUUUCUAUAGCAGGUCAAGGUCAAUGUUAUGGACAAAGGGGGAAACCUCUAGGAAUUUCAUCAAUGUUCAUGACAUCUUUCUCGAUUGUGAUCGCGAUUCUGUAAUAUACCUUGGUAAUCCUGAUGGUCCCACUUGUCACACUGGAUCUGAGACUUGCUAUUACACAUCAGUCUUUGAUACCUUGAAUUCUUCACAGGUUGAAGAAAAUAAGCUUGCACUGACAACUUUGUAUUCAUUAGAAUCCACAAUUUCGCUACGUAAAGCUGAAAUAUCAGGAUCCCAAAAUUUGAAAUCCUCAUGGACAAAACGGUUAUUGCAGGAUCAAAAGUUGCUGUGCUCAAAAAUCCGGGAGGAGGCUGAUGAGUUAUGCCGAACACUGGAGGAGAAUGAGGAGAAAUCACGGACUGCCUCGGAGAUGGGAGAUGUGCUCUACCAUGCCAUGGUUUUGUUAGCUCUAAGAAGCGUAAGAGUAGAAGAGGUUCUACAAGUCCUUAGACAGAGAUUUACUCAAUCAGGCAUUGCUGAAAAGAAAAGCCGCAAAUUACAAGGCUAA
Molecule: messenger RNA, 753 nt
Organism: Ilex paraguariensis (yerba mate)
Lineage: Eukaryota; Viridiplantae; Streptophyta; Magnoliopsida; Aquifoliales; Aquifoliaceae
Source: the annotation of a GenBank genome assembly